Molecule: messenger RNA, 609 nt
Organism: Moneuplotes crassus
Lineage: Eukaryota; Ciliophora; Spirotrichea; Euplotida; Euplotidae
Source: the annotation of a GenBank genome assembly
AAAAUGUCUGCUAUUAUUAAGAGCUUGGCUAUCUUGAAAAAAUUGGAUGAUGAAACAGCUAUCCAGUUGAUAGAUUCAGCAUAUGAUUACUACAUUGAUCCUAGCAGUUAUCCUCUGAAGAAACUUACCAUCAACGUUAGAGCACCUUUUUCUGCGAUUUAUAGUGUUUUGAAGAAGGCAGGGAUUAAGGUAUACAAGGAUAUAUCAGCAUCUUCUCUUCCUAAACCUGUGAAAUCUCAUCUCCAAACGAAAUUAGCUUCUAUUUAUGAGAUCAAUGCUAAGAGGAUGGGAUUACUGACAACUUAUAAAGAUGAGUGAGACAAGAAGAGGAUUGUUGAUGCUAACACACAGAUUGAAUCAAUUGAUCAUGUCUUCUCUGAGACUGGCAAGAAGUAUGAAUCCUGACAGUGGAAGGUUAACUAUAUCCUCUCCCAUUCCAAACUUCAUAGAGUAAUGAUGCCUGAAGUAGUGAUUGAAAUCCAACUUGAAGAUGGAGAGAAAGUCAAAAUGACCCUUAGUGGUGGACAGUUUGAUGAAUUAAGGAGACAAGUAGCACUAUUACUGAGAUCAAUGCACCAGAUCGAGUGUAUACCAGGAAUGAAUAGAUAG